Physcomitrium patens is the source of this 3835-nucleotide messenger RNA. Its product is annotated as alpha-1,4 glucan phosphorylase L-1 isozyme, chloroplastic/amyloplastic. Gene Ontology annotation, molecular function: glycogen phosphorylase activity; pyridoxal phosphate binding. Gene Ontology annotation, biological process: glycogen catabolic process. Lineage: Eukaryota; Viridiplantae; Streptophyta; Bryopsida; Funariales; Funariaceae. Gene Ontology annotation, cellular component: cytoplasm. The record is from RefSeq and is a predicted model, not a curated record.
ACAGUUGAUGUACGCCUCUUGCAAUUUCUGCACAUCAGACCUGGUGCCUGACGAUUGACAUGGGUACAGCAUUGUGAGCUUGCAUUGUAGGACAUGCCAACAGUGUUGCGUCUUCCUUCAUUGACGACGUUUUGCUGUUUUGUUUACUGCAGUGGUGGUGGUGUAUGAUCCGGAGAAGAAGUCAGAGCACUAUUGCUUGCUGCAAACCAUGUGAAGCAAUGUGGGUCAACUUGUGGGUGUGUGUGUGUAGAGGAGAGGAAUGCACGUUUUAUGAUAUGCAUAGUCUCACCGCUGGGGAGAGAAAGACUGCAGUGAAAGACGGCGUGGUGUUUGAGAGAGAGAGAUAGGAAGAAGAAGUAGAACCAUGGCUGCUCUUGUGCAAGGGUCGGUUUGCUCAGCCCUCGCAUGCCCACAGAGAACGAAUCGUUUUGCUGAUCGAAGCGAGAUUGUCACGGAAUGCCUUGUGAGCAAAAGUUCUUUCUUGACAGGAGCGCGUUUGAAGACUUGCUGCAAAGGUGGUCUGCGUUGUUCUUCUCGCACUGAUGUGCGUCUUCGUCCAAUGAGGUGUGGUCCAAAGAAACCAUCAAAACCAGGGGAUCAAUCGAACUCUCCAGAAUCGCCGAGGUCAUCCUUUUCCAAAGGGGACGCGGCCACAGAUCCUGAAGGAAUUGUUUCACGAAUCAAGUAUCACGCAAAUUACUCGUCAAUGUUCAACCCGUUCAAAUUUGAGUUGAAACAAGCCUACUUCGCUGCAGCUCAUAGUGUGAGGGACUGUCUCAUUCAGAGAUGGAACGAUACAUACAAACAUUUCAAGACGACAAAUGCCAAGGCAGUCCAUUACCUCUCAAUGGAGUUUCUGCAGGGCAGAGCCUUGACCAAUGCUAUUGGAAAUCUUGAGCUGAAGAGCGAAUACGCCCAGGCCCUUCGCAAGCUCGGGCAUGAUCUUGAGAAUGUCGCUGAGCAGGAGCCAGAUGCAGCCCUUGGCAAUGGAGGACUUGGAAGGCUGGCAUCAUGCUUCUUGGACUCUUUGGCCACGCUCAACUAUCCUGCCUGGGGAUACGGAUUGCGCUACAAGUAUGGUCUUUUCCAUCAAGAAAUAGACAAGGAUGGUCAACACGAAGUUGUCGAAAAUUGGCUGGAGAUGGGUUACCCGUGGGAAAUUGCAAGACAUGACAUAUGUUAUCCGAUCAAAUUCUUCGGUAAGACGUUCGAGACUUCUGGCGGAAAGGAGUGGAUUGGUGGAGAGGACAUCGAAGCUGUUGCAUACGAUGUGCCCAUUCCUGGAUACCAGACCAAAAACACCAUUUGCUUGCGACUAUGGUCGACUAAAGUUAGUCCACAAAAUUUCGACUUGGAUGCAUUCAAUGCAGGUGACUACGACAAAGCGGCUGCGCUUCGAAACAACGCACAAAGGAUCUGUCACGUGUUGUAUCCAGGGGACGCAACCGUGGAAGGGAAGCUGCUGCGAUUGAAGCAGCAAUACACACUCUGCUCAGCUUCCAUACAAGACAUGAUUGCUCGCUACAAGGAGUGGUCGGGAACCAAGGUAGACUGGAACAAAUUCUCUACGAAAGUGGCGAUUCAAAUGAACGAUACACACCCAACCCUCUGUAUUCCUGAAUUGAUGCGCAUUCUCAUGGAUGUCGAGGGUCUUUCAUGGGAUCAAGCUUGGGGCAUUACUCGAGCGACGGUGGCAUACACAAACCACACAGUUCUUCCGGAGGCCCUGGAGAAAUGGCCCAUGCCUAUUCUCCAAACACUGCUACCACGGCACGCCGAGAUCAUUGAGAGGAUUGACAAGGAGUUCAUCAAGAGCCUUGCAAAAAUGGAGAGGGGGACAAAACUCGAGGAGAUGGUUGCUCGCAUGAGGGUGCUUGAAAACGUCGAACGUGACGAAGGCUCAAAAAAGGCAUUGGAGAAGCCAAAUCCUGCCGUAGUGAAGCCUUCAGUUGAACCUUACGAGGAUGUCAAGGCUAAGAGAGACGGAACUAAAAAAGCUUCAAUAGACAAAAAGACACCAGUGAAACUUGAGGUGAUGGUGCGAAUGGCCAAUUUGAGUGUGAUUGCAGGGAACAAAGUGAAUGGCGUUGCGGCCAUUCAUAGCGAAAUCUUGAAGAACGAAGUCUUCCGAGACUUCUACAAGAUAUGGCCAGGAAAAUUCCAGAACAAAACGAAUGGGGUAACGCCUCGCCGCUGGCUAGCAUAUUGCAACCCUGAACUUAGUGCAGUCAUCACCAAAUGGCUGGGAAGUCGGGACUGGGUACUUCAUGCCGAGCUGUUGGCUGGACUUCGGAAGCACACGACAAACCAGGAUUUCCUGAAGGAAUGGAGGCUUGCUAAGUAUGUCCGAAAACAAAAACUGGCAGGUUUCAUUAAGGAAAGAACUGGUUACGUGGUCAACCCGAACUCUAUGUUCGAUAUACAGAUUAAGCGAAUUCACGAGUAUAAAAGGCAGCUCAUGAACAUCAUGGGAGUGAUCCACCGGUACCUGAAAAUGAAGGACAUGAACCCCAAGGAACGCGCUGUGAAAUACGUACCGAGGGUUUGUAUAUUUGGUGGAAAAGCUUUUGCCACGUACUUGCAAGCGAAGCGCAUUGUGAAGCUUAUCAUAGAUGUGGCUGCAGUAGUGAACGAAGACCCUGACAUCGGAGAAUUGUUAAAGGUCAUAUUUGUACCUGAUUACAAUGUAAGUGCGGCAGAGAUGCUCAUUCCGGCAAGCGAUCUCUCCCAGCACAUAAGCACGGCAGGGAUGGAAGCUAGUGGAACGAGCAACAUGAAGUUCGCCAUGAACGGCUGCGUGCUGAUUGGAACCCUGGAUGGAGCCAACGUUGAGAUCCGAACAGAAGUCGGCGCAGACAACUUCUUCCUGUUCGGCGCAACUGUGGAUCAGAUUCAAGGUUUCAGAUCUGAGCGAGCUGCCGGCAAGUUCACUCCUAGCAAGGCAUUUGAAGACGUGAAGAAGUUUAUCAGAAGUGGGGCGUUGGGAAAGUACGACUAUGCAGACAUGCUGGAAUCGUUAGAGGGAGACGAAGGAUUCGGAAAGGCAGACUACUUCUUGGUUGGAAAGGACUUCCCCGACUAUGUCGAAUGCCAGGAGAGGAUCGACAAGGCUUACCGGAACCAAGAGAGUUGGACGAAGAUGUCGAUCCUCAACACAGCUGGGUCCUCCAAGUUCAGCAGCGACCGCACUAUCCAUGAGUAUGCGAAAGAGAUCUGGGGAGUAAAACCAUCCCUGGUGCCAUAACCUGCACACAACCAAACUGAUCACAAGUCCUCGCAUCUCCUACUGAGGCCGAAUCUACAGCUCGGCAUUCCAUUGAUUUACAGUCACGGUGACGCUGAUCAGAACCAGCUGGUCUUUUGUACUGAGAAUGCCGUUCAAACCAUAACGUUCAAAACAUCACUUCAUCUUCUUCUUGAAAUUUUGUCUUUGUUAUUUUGAUUUGAGUAUUUGGAAUAGAACAUAGGUUUAUAGCAGAACACAUCGAAAUAAAAUUUGUAGCUAAUGAAAACAACAUGCUAUCCUUUUGGAUGAUGAAAGGAUGAUGAAAAGAUCUGUCAUUUGAUGAAUCAAUUGAUGUGUCAAUUGAUGUGUCAAUUGAUGUGGCAAUGGGUGUCAUUGAUGUCCAAUGGAUGUAGUCUCCUUUAGUUUAGUAGGUUUCACCUAAUCCUUUUGUGUUAGUUGAUAUUGUUUGAGGAUUUAGGUGGAGAAGCCCACUUAACUUGAUAUUUUUGUCAAGUCCUGUGAGUGUUUUUAAGAGAGAAAACUUAUAGUUGUAAGAUUUUGCUUGGCUAUAGUGAUUCAGCAAUUAAGUAAACUUUAGGAUUUUCUAUA